CCAACACAACACAUAUUUCUCUUCUUUUCCCCUUUUUCAGAACAGACCAAGAAAAAGAAAAAGCAAAUAAAAGUGAUCAGGUUUGCUUAUGAGAUCUUUUUCUUUAGAGCAAUGGACAACAGCAAUCAUUCACACAACCAUUCCCUACCUUUAUAUUGUUUCAAUUUGUUUGCACUUCCCGCCUCAUAGACAACAAAGGAAAAAUAUGAACUUGGCUCCUCUUCAUCAUCUUCAUCACAUGAUGAUGAAGCAUUACCAUGUCUUGUUCAUGUUUUUAUUUUUCUUACCGAUUUUCACGUUAAGUCUCCACCACAAUGACACUCAUGCACUUACACUUUUCCGUCGCCAAAGUGACCUACAUGGCUACCUUCUUUCAAAUUGGACAGGCGGCGAUGCUUGUAUCGCCGCCUGGCGCGGCGUUCUUUGUUCUCCGAAUGGCCGUGUCACCGCCCUCUCCCUCCCUUCCCUCAACCUCCGUGGAGCCCUAGACCCUCUCACUCCCCUCACCCACCUCCGCCUCCUCAACCUCCACGACAACCGCUUAAACGACACCAUUUCGCUGUUAUUCUCCAAUUGCACCAACCUCCAACUCCUCUACCUCAGCAGCAACGACUUCUCCGGUGAGAUCCCGCCGGAGAUAUCCUCCCUAAAAUCCCUCCUCCGCCUUGACCUCUCCGACAACAACCUUCGCGGCAAGGUUGAUGUGAUAUCAAACUUAACACAACUCAUAACACUAAAACUCCAGAACAACCUUCUCUCUGGCGAAAUCCCCGACCUUUCAUCCUCCAUGAAGAACCUCAAAGAACUCAACAUGACAAACAACGAGUUCUACGGUCACUUACCAUCCCCCAUGCUGAAGAAAUUCAGUUCCACGACGUUCUCUGGUAACGAGGGGUUGUGCGGUGCAACACCAUUACCAGGUUGCUCUUUCACCACAACCCCUCCUAAGGAUAAUGGUAAUAAUAACAACAAUGAAAAGGAACCGUCGUCUCAGACAACGGUUCCUUCAAACCCUAGCUCCUUCCCUGAGACAAGUGUGAUAGCUCGUCCAGGGAAAGAGCAACGACACAGGGGUUUGAGUCCUGGCGCCAUCGUGGCCAUGGUGGUCGCGAAUUGCGUGGCACUGCUCGUGGUGACGUCGUUUGUGGUGGCGCAUUGCUGUGCUAGAGGGAGGGGUUCGAGCUUGGUGGGGAGUGGAGAGAGCUAUGGGAAGAGGAAGAGUGGGAGCAGCUACAAUGGGAGUGAGAAGAAGGUGUAUGGUGGUGGUGAGAGUGAUGGAACCAAUGGAACUAAUAGGAGUAGGCUUGUGUUUUUUGAUCGGAGGAGUGAGUUUGAGUUGGAGGAUUUGCUUCGAGCUUCGGCGGAGAUGCUUGGGAAGGGGAGUUUGGGGACAGUUUAUAGGGCGGUGCUUAAUGAUGGGUGCAUUGUGGCAGUGAAGAGGCUCAAGGAUGCGAACCCUUGUGCAAGGCAUGAGUUUGAGCAGUAUAUGGAUGUGAUUGGGAAGCUUAAGCAUUCUAAUGUUGUGAGACUCAAGGCUUAUUACUAUGCCAAGGAGGAAAAGCUUCUUGUCUAUGAUUAUCUCUCCAAUGGAUGCUUGCAUGCUCUUCUUCAUGGGAACCGUGGUCCGGGAAGAAUUCCAUUGGAUUGGACUACAAGAAUAAGCUUGGUGUUAGGAGCAGCAAGAGGUCUAGCCAAGAUUCAUGCAGAGUACAGUGCAGCCAAAGUGCCUCACGGGAAUGUGAAAUCCUCCAACGUUCUUCUAGACAAGAACGGUGUUGCAUGCAUCUCAGACUUCGGGUUAUCACUCCUCCUAAACCCGGUUCACGCCAUUACACGGUUGGGAGGGUAUAGAGCCCCGGAACAGGAACAGAACAAGAGGCUAUCUCAGCAGGCUGACGUAUACAGUUUUGGAGUAUUGUUGUUGGAGGUUCUCACAGGAAGAGCUCCUUCAUUGCAAUACCCUUCACCGGCUCGUCCCCGAAUGGAGGAAGAGCCGGAGCAGGCUACGGUGGACCUUCCAAAAUGGGUUCGGUCGGUGGUGAGGGAAGAGUGGACUGCAGAGGUGUUUGAUCAGGAGCUGUUGCGCUACAAGAACAUUGAGGAAGAACUUGUGUCCAUGCUGCAUGUAGGGUUGGCUUGUGUGGCAGCGCAACCGGAGAAGAGGCCUACCAUGGAGGAAGUUGUGAAGAUGAUUGAGGAGAUCAGGGUGGAGCAAUCACCUCUUGGGGAGGACUAUGACGAAUCGCGUCAUUCACUUUCGCCUUCCAUUCCCACCACUGAAGAUGGUCUAGCUUAGGAGUAAUAUAAUGUUGAAUAUUGGUGUCUGGUAUAUAUAAGAUUAAUUCAUGUCAUGUUUUGUAGUUACCUCCUGUCUCCUCUUCUAGUUUGCAUUGUCUAAAUGCACAUUACUCAUUGGCGUUGUUAAGUGGUCUUUAUAAAAUUUGAGUUUUUGUGGAAUUUCAUUGUUGAACGUAGCACAAAUCUGAAUGAUUUGACCUUGAACCUGAGCAUAGAAUAAGUACUACUGUGUAGUUGAAUUGUAUAAUGUACAUUUGGAGUUUACAUCAGUGGACUGUCUUGAUAAGAACACUGAAUCAGCAAUUAUGAAUUGGGUAACACACUUCAAUGACAUUGUCA
Messenger RNA from Glycine soja, 2637 nucleotides. RefSeq names its product leucine-rich repeat receptor-like protein kinase PXC1. The transcript has 2 exons. Bases 89 to 2296 code for a protein of 735 amino acids. Lineage: Eukaryota; Viridiplantae; Streptophyta; Magnoliopsida; Fabales; Fabaceae. Gene Ontology annotation, molecular function: protein kinase activity; ATP binding; protein binding. Gene Ontology annotation, biological process: protein phosphorylation. The record is from RefSeq and is a predicted model, not a curated record.